Molecule: messenger RNA, 621 nt
Organism: Triticum turgidum subsp. durum (durum wheat)
Lineage: Eukaryota; Viridiplantae; Streptophyta; Magnoliopsida; Poales; Poaceae
Source: the annotation of a GenBank genome assembly
AUGGGAGAGUUUGGAGGAAAUGACUACAACUUCCUUAUUUCGUCCACCAGGACCGUGGAGCAAGCCAGAGUUUAUGCUCCUCAAAUUGUUGACAGCAUCUCCCGAGGCCUAGAGAUGCUGAUCCAGCAUGGCGCCAAGUACAUAGUUGUGGCAGACAUCUUCCCGAUUGGCUGCCUACCGGCAAUUCUCACGAUGCUCGCUAGCCCAAACAACAUGGAGUAUGAUGGGCACGGAUGCCUGAAGAGUAUGAACAAGCUGGGGCGCUACCAGAACUCUCUCCUCCGACGACGGAUCAAGGUGCUACGGUACAAGUACCCACAUACGAAGAUCAUUGCCACCGAGUACUACCGACCGGUCCUUGCAUUCAUACAAAAGCCGAGACAUUUUGGACUGAACAGCAGCACAACCCUUCUCACAUGUUGUGGCGCAGGAGGCCCUCCUUAUAACACCGACUUCAACGCAGGGUGCGGCCAGCCGGGUGCGACGGCGUGCGCAGAUCCUUCAGGGGCACUUCAAUGGGAUAGUUUCCACCUCACAGAAUCCGCCUAUAGGUUCAUCGCCGAUGGGUGGCUCCACGGCCCCUACGCGGAUCCACUGAUAAUGGAUGUUGCACGCUACUAG